UCACCCUGACAUGAUGAGUCUCUGCCGCUGGUGACAGAGGAGGAUGUUUUGGCACAUGGGUCCCAUCUGACCUGGAGACUGUACCGACACACACUGACAGAGAUUACAUCGCUGGACACGAGUGGCAGCAGCAGCUCUACGUGAUGGAGGAGUAACCCGCUUCUUCACGAAUGAAGAGGUGAUGGGUUGGACGAAGCUGAAUUGUGCCGGAACUCUACCGAUACAGACCUUGAGGAUAUUAAACAACACGACUGACCAUGAGUCAGAAACACUGUUGGGGACAGCAGGACCUCAACAGCGUGUGCUCGGGCCUAAGUGCUGACAUGGAACAAAACCUGACGGAGCUUCAACAACAGCAAAUGGACAAGGAAUAUAAAUCCAAUAUCUCAGGCCCCCAGUCUCCUUUCUACUCUGAUACUUAUUGCCUAAUGUCCGAUAACUUACUGCGGACCCACGAUGGAGACCAGGUCGUCCCUUCUUCCCAGAGAAGACCAGUGUCCGGGGGCUUCCAGCGAGGACCCAAGCCCCUGCCACCGCUCCCUGACCCUGAGGAACUCAUGUCGGACGAAGCAGCUGAUAACGAGGUGGAGUUUUUUACCAGUGACCGACGGCGCCUUUUGCCCAAAAGCUGCCCCAAGGCCAUUACCAGGGGCAGCAACAGAGAGAGUGGACAAGUGAAUCACGCCUACCAGGAGAGGCUGGUGGAGCCAGUCCCAGCAGGUGGAGCUGGAAUGGGCUCCAUGGCUUUCUCCUGGCCAGGCCGAGAGGACAGACCGACAGGUAGAGGAGGGUUCGGAGCCAACAACUGGGCCCCUGCUCUCCACAGAGAGGACCACCAGCAUGUGGCGUCAGCAGCUGGGGAUUCCUUGUGUAGCAAACAAUCGGAUCCACACGAGUCAGCCAGAUUUCGCCUUUCCUUCUCAGGCCAAGCAUUCCAGCCACACAGCAGCACCACAACCUGCCCCCCCGACAAACCACUGAUCCCUCCUCGCAUUCCCAUCCCGCGAAAACCUCCCGCCCUCGUAAAGACUGUGAGCACCAACGAGGAAGACAGGCCUCCCAGGAUUCCUCCGAGGGUUCCUUUAGUGCCACCCUGCCCGCCACGCACCCCCAGCCCCAAACGCCUUCCGAUUUAUAUCAACGGUGUGAUGCCCGCCACCCAGAGUUUUGCUACUAACCCCAAAUAUGUGAGCAAGGCCUUACAGAGACACCACAGUGAAAGGUCGCCCCCCGCAGCUCAGUCUACUCCCUGCAUCGUUCCCAUCUUGAAGGACGGGAGACAGGCCAGCGCCACACACUACAUCCUCCUGCCACCGGGCCGACCGCCGCGCACAGACCGACGGGAGAGGCUCCUCGGGGAAACAGCGAGGAUGUGGCAGAACAGAUAGAAACCCUCACACUGUGAGAAUGUAAACUGAACAUUUUACCAGCCAGUAUUUUAGCAGCAUGUUUUCCUCUGGUUCAACUCGGAAACACAUCAUAACAUUCCAGUGAUUUCACUAACAGGGAAGAAAUAUUCACCUCAUAUUCCCAUUUUUACUUUUGGUUUUGUGGGAUACUGCAGAUAUCUCACAGGGAAGAAAAAACAUCUGUCAGUCACUCGCUGACAUCACGAAAGAGAACACGACAUCUCUUAUAUGUGAGCAAAUAAUUACUGUAUGUACGAGCUGGGCUUGUACGUGAAUUUUUUUUGACAAUGCUGCUUUACAUCUUUAGUAUAAUAUUGUUGAUGGAUUUAAUGUUUGGCUGAAUCAUUCUCACACUAAGAUAAUUAUGAUUCAUGGUUAAUUAGACAGUGAACUCAUGUUAUUUUUUUCAAUGCUAAUUAUUUUUGCCACUUUAGUGUAAGUGUGCAGUUCUCAAUCCAAAAGCUGGUUUUACUUCAAACACCAAACCACAUCCCUCUCCUAUACACUCACAUUAAUCAUCUCAUUGAUUGAUUGAUUGAUUUCAAUUUCAUUAUUAUGUGAUCAGUGUUUAAUUUAUUUAAAAGUAUGUUUAGUGAUCAAACUAUUUAAACCUGCCAUCACACUUGAUAAUGAUUGACAGACCCUUUGAUACACAUAUAUAGAACAGCAGCAAGUCAUUUGUGUUUUAAGAUUUUACAUCAGCUGUUUUUAUAUACAUAUUUGUAAAAGAGGCCUUUUAAAAACAAAAUUAUGAUCAGUUGACAAACACUAAAUAUUGAUAAUUUGAAAUAGUAUUUAACAAUGUGUAUGAAUUUAACUCAAAUGCUGCAUUCAUGGUCACAAGCGUAAAGAUCUGGAUGAAUGUCUGUGCGGAGAAUAGAAAUCCUGUUACAUUAGUGCAGACCCACAUUUACAGCCUCUGUUACACCAGUGAGUUGAAAAGUUCUCAUGAAGGUUCUGUGGCUGUUUGUUAGUUCAUCAUGUUGCCGUGUCAAAAGUGAAUCAUUGUAAAAUUAUGUUUUUAAUAUAUUUAUAGAAAUAAAAUAACUUAUUCAUUCUA
This is a messenger RNA of Limanda limanda (common dab), 2469 nucleotides long. Its product is annotated as ERBB receptor feedback inhibitor 1. NCBI's taxonomy places the organism in Eukaryota, Metazoa, Chordata, Actinopteri, Pleuronectiformes, Pleuronectidae. The record is from RefSeq and is a predicted model, not a curated record. The transcript is spliced from 4 exons. The coding region runs from base 258 to 1388 and encodes 376 amino acids. Gene Ontology annotation, biological process: regulation of keratinocyte differentiation; negative regulation of epidermal growth factor receptor signaling pathway. Gene Ontology annotation, cellular component: extrinsic component of cytoplasmic side of plasma membrane.